Varroa destructor (honeybee mite) is the source of this 4634-nucleotide messenger RNA. Its product is annotated as RNA-binding protein 39-like. Gene Ontology annotation, molecular function: RNA binding. Lineage: Eukaryota; Metazoa; Arthropoda; Arachnida; Mesostigmata; Varroidae. Gene Ontology annotation, biological process: mRNA processing. Gene Ontology annotation, cellular component: nucleus. The record is from RefSeq and is a predicted model, not a curated record.
UGUUAUAAUCUUCUUCGCUAAAAAGCUGCUCCCUUAAUUCUCUUUUAAGGACUUAUAUCAUCAUUUAGAUGGUCCACUUCACUGCUUGGAUGCUGCUGGCCUCUGUUGCUAUUGUUGUCUGUGCGUCGUAGCCCCAUGUACUGUGUAUGUAUGAUUAUGGGUCUCCUUUCGUAGCAUGAAACGGCAGCAGCAGUAGCAGUGGCGGUGAACUGGACGUAGAUUCUGUCCGGACCCAGUCGCUCCCGAACGUGACUAGACCACUACGAGAACCGUAACGCCAACUUUACCUAACUCUAGCCGUUUCUGUUCUGGGGUUGCCUGUCCGCUUUGAUUUGGCCUGGAUUGCUUUCAUUGCUGCUGCUUGGCUGCAGCAUGGCGGCUACAACGGGUUAAAGUUGUAAUUUGCGAUUAAGCGGGUCGAUGCGUCUAUUUGUAGGGGGCGCUGCGGUCAGCUGGGUUCCGCUAGGCCUAAGACAAGAUUAAUCGGCUGCGCCUUUGUGGGCAGUUUGUGCGAUUUUCGAGCAAGCUGGAGCUCCGACAGCCAUCUCACGAAUUCUAGCAGCCUUUGAGACAAAAAUGGAUGUCCAGCUUGAUCAACAGGCAUUUUACAACAGAUCGAGCAGUUAUAGUGGAGAGGAUACCACUUACAACGGUAAGGGAUCUUCAGGAUCAGCGAACAAGGAGAACAGUAAAGAUCAAAAAUCUUCUCGUUCUAGGUCUCGUUCAAGAUCGAUACCGAAGGAUCGUAGUGACGGCCGAGAUCGCGAUGUGAAGGAUCGUGAUCGACCGACCAGAGACACUGAAAAGGAAUAUAGGCGACGCCGAAGCAGAUCGAAGGAUCGUGGAGAUACUAAGAAAAGGUCGAGAUCUCAUUCUAGGGACAACAAGAAGCGAUCUUCCGAUAAGGACGCCAAGAAGGGCAGUAGCAAAGAUGCGAAGGAGUCGAAAGACGUUAAGGAAAGGGAACGCUCGAGGUCAAGGGACCGCAAAAGGAAAUCGCGCAGUCGUUCAAAAGAUCGCCGCAGACGCAGGUCUCCCUCAAAGGAGCGCGCCGCCCGAAGGCGCAGUAGGUCAAAGGAUCGUAGACGAGUCGAACGAUCACGAAGCCGAGAUCGCCGCAGGCGCAGCGCCUCGAGAAGCAAAAGCCGUGGCCGUCGUAGAAGGUCGCACAGCGGGGGCCGCAGGAAGAGAUCAAUCUCGCGGUCGCCGAUUCGCGGCAGAGGCCUGAGUCCGUUCCAGCGGCGUGGCGGUGAAGACAUGAGCACGGAGGAGCGUGAUUUGCGUACCGUUUUCUGUAUGCAGCUAAGUCAACGUAUUCGAGCCAGGGAUCUCGAAGAAUUCUUCAGUGCCGUGGGCAAAGUCCGCGACGUGCGUAUGAUUGUUGAUAACAAAACUCGCAAGUCGAAGGGCAUUGCUUACGUCGAAUUUGUCGAUCUCGAGUCUGUGCCCUUGGCUAUGGGUCUUAACGGGCAAAAGCUGUUUGGCGUGCCAAUAAUCGUGCAGGCGACACAGGCCGAACGAAACCGCAUGGCCAAUCAGCCCGGUGGAUUUACGGCGGCUGCUGCCGCCGCUGCCGCCAAUGGCAAAGGGCCAAUGAGACUAUAUGUUGGCAGUCUUCAUUUUGACAUUACUGACCGCAUGCUUAAGGAAAUAUUCGAGCCUUUCGGGCGAGUGGAUCGUGUUGAGUUAAUGCGGGAGGAUUCUGGCAAAUCAAAAGGAUUCGCUUUUUUGACCUUCCGCGAAGCCGAUGCUGCCAAGAAGGCAAUGGAGCAGUUGAAUGGCUUUGAGAUCGCCGGACGUCCAAUAAAGGUGAACCACGUCACUGAAAGAGGCACCGGGUCGCUCAAUCACCAUCACCACCAUCAUCACAAUCAGCAACAAGCACAGCUUGACGGAAGCCUUCCGUCGGUUCUUGACAACGAGGAACUUGAUCGUACCGGCAUCGAGCUGGGUGCUCAUGGCCGAUUGGCUCUCAUGGCUAAGCUGGCUGAAGGUACCGGAAUUCAACUGCCUGAUGCUGCUAAAAGUGCUCUUCAGCAAAUGACGGGGCACAGCACACACAGUCUGGCCGCAGGACUUGGCCUGGCCGGGCCAAUGCAAACUGCUCAACAGUCGCAACAGGUGAUGCAGUCGGCACAGACCGAACAGGCAAACCCGAUCGCUACCCAGUGUUUUCUUCUGGCCAACAUGUUCGAUCCCGCCGAGCAAGCAGCUAAAGACAACGGAGAAGAAGAUUGGGCCGCUGAGUUACGUGACGACGUACUGGAAGAGUGUCGAAAACAUGGCGGAGCGGUUCAUUGCUUAGUCGAUAAGUCAACAGGCAAUGUGUACGUGAAAUGUCCGUCGAUCGCCACAGCUGCAGCAGCCGUCGGGGUGCUACAUGGACGCUAUUUUGCUGGACGAGUUAUUACAGCAGCUUAUGUGCCAGUGGUCAACUAUCAUCAGCUCUUUCCGGACGCAAUCAACGCGACUCAACUCUUGUAGAAAAAAUAUUUUCGUUUUCGAUGAAGGCAUCGUCAGUCUUUGUCGCCAUCAUCGUCAUCAUCGCCGCUUGCCCGUAGCGUCAGAGCUCGGCCAAAUGCCCGGCGAAAUGGCGGCACCCGUCAUCCAUUUUGACCAAUAGGAUAUGGUGAAAGGAGAGGACGAACCCGCGAAAGAAAAAAAUCGAGGCUCAACGGAAGAUGAGCUUGUGUAUACACUGGGCAGAAAUAGGUCUAUGAAAAAGAACCGUAGGAAGGGUGGGUUAGGAGGGUCGUCGACAUCCAAGUUAUUACGAGUUAAUUUCGACAUGUUCGAGUACCAUUAGGUAUUAGACAGUGACAGUGCAUUGUUUAUUGCAGGAGUAUAUAAUAACAACGUGUAAAUUAGGAAAUGAGGGGCGCAGGGUGAAUCGCAGAUGUAUUUGUGUGGUAGGGUCUGUGGAGAAGUGGUAAAAGGAAACGUGUGACCUGUAUGUGCGUGGGCUGGCAUCUUAAUUUUGUUUUUUUGGACAUCACAUAAUGAAAAUAUGUAUGAUCCUUUUUAUAUAUAUAUGCAUAUAUAUAUAUAUAUAUAUAAUUUGUCGUAAAGUCGGCAAUCAAUUGGUUCAGGUAUAUGUAUAAAGGGCAUACGCUGCUCCAUAUAUCGUGUUUAUAGGUUUUUGGGCCUAUAUAGCAAUACCGGUAACGGCGGGAUAGUGACGUUAAUAUUAGCCACUUGAAAAGCUUACAGAUGCCAGCCCAAUUCCACCGCGAACCUCCACAAACCUUGGGACAUUGCUUCGAGCGUUGUUACUUACCCGACAGAUUUGCUCCUGCUGACGAAGAUCAACGAGAUGACGCUCACGGACUAUCGUAUUACAGUAAUAUGUAAACCUGUUUCGAAUCAAAUUCUGUAGCGACCCGUAAUGGUGUGCCUAUUUGUACUGCUAGAAUCCUGAAGAUGAAUCUGUUGAUUAAGAAGCUCCCGUUACAGAUAACACACAAAGUCGUCAGCGGGGGAAUUAAGAGACAACAGCGAUUGAGGCGGCCGACGCCAAGACUCGCCAGACAGACAGACCGCGGGGCAGCACGCCUCCAUCCGCGAACUCUCCAACGUGUUCGUGCGCACCCCCUCUGCUGGUGGGGGGUUGAAGCCACCGUGCCACUUUUAUCUCUCUCUCGUUCUCUAGGUCUCCUCUCCCUCGUUGCUCCGGGCGGUUGCCCCGGGCGCUGAAGGCUCUUCGCCCGCCGCCACUAUCACCGACAGCAAGUCUUAGCUCUAACACAACUGCACUCACCGCAGCCAGAGAGAAGAUGCAAACAACACAACACGGGCUGAGUAGAAUCUGUUGUGACAGACGACAAGUUGUAACACCGCGUAUGGACCGUUACAUGGGCCCUGCGGUAGCGGCAACUUGCUUGGUUGCUAAUCCUGAAUUUCUCCUCUAUCGUUCUCCUUGUCGUUGUCGUUGUUGCUGUUGUUGCUGUCGUUGUUGCUGUUGUUGUUACUGCUGUUGUUGUUGUUGUUGUUGUUGUUGUUGUUGUUGCCGCUGCCACGUUGAAAUACAGACACAGACACACUAACUGUUUACACUACGAAAAGUAGGUUCCUUGGAGUAGCCAGCAAAAUCGGGGCGAUAUUUUUUUUUGUCUAUGUCUAUAUUUUUUGUAGACAUAGCGAGUAGUAGUGGCAAGCACCACGAUGGGAUACGACCGCGUGUGGGUAUAUGUGUGGGUGUGUUAGACAUGGAAAAAUGAGUCACGCUUAUUCUAGCUCCAAUUCAGUCUUAACUUGAUUGCUGUUCACGACAGUAACCACUCACACUGAGCAUAUAGUACAACAUAAGUACUAAGAUCCUAUAAAACAGAGUACGCGGACAGAUUAGUGCCUUCCAUCGUUUCAGCUUUUUUAUUCGCUUGCUGUACCCCAAGAAAUCUGUAGCGGGAUAACAACACAUUGGUGGUAUUGCUCAACCAACUCAUGUUCUCCCAUAGAUUUUCGUAGGGAAAAGCUGGGAACAAGUCAGUCGGUGAAGCCAAAAGAGAUCAGACGAAGUGCAGACUUAGCCAAGAGAUUGGCCACUUGAAAGCAAUAACAACAACGACGGUGGUGACUACAGGGACAACGGCAACGAGAAGUACAACAACAACAACAACAACAACAAAAGCGACUCG